AUGACGUCUUCCGAGGGUCUCCGGAAUGCCCCAGGAGGCUCUGGGGAGACUAACGGAGCGUCGCGCCUCUCGGAAGACUCCUCGCAUUCCUGGGAAUCCCAGUCGGCGUCUCUCUCUUCUCCGCACCGUGUCCGUUUCUCUUCUGCGAACCAGUCUGCAGGCGUCGUUUCCCCGACGUCGGCGUCUCCAUCUGGGCCUCUCUCUGCUUCUCGCUCGCCACACGCGUCUCCUCUUCGAGGGGCCGAGGGCGAAGCGUCGCCGCGAGGGAGCCUCCAGCUCUCGGGAGACGCUCGCGGAGCGAAGGAAAGCGAGGAGACAGGCAACUCGGAGAGACGGCGCUCGUCGGAAGGAUCUCCGACGAAGGCGGAGACGCCGCUGUCUCCACUUUGCAAGUCGAGUGGCGAGGCCGGAGACACUCACUCGAGGGCUGCGGGGGAAAAGGACAGCCAGGAGCGCGAGGCUGCGUCCCCGCGAAAGGGUGACGAGGACUCGGGAACCAGUCCUUCGACUUUGGCUGCAAAAACCUCCCGUCGUGCAUCUCACACCGACACUUCGGAAGUCCCGCCUGCCUCUCCGGCCGCGAGUCGCGUGGUUCCCUCGUCCUCGGCUCCGAGAGCACCCGUGAUGCCGUCUGAGGGCGUGGCUGGGGUGUCUCCGCCCGGAGGCCCGACCUUCGGCGGUGUCUCCGUGCCAGGGCUUCCUCGAGUGGGGCCGACGCCGCUGUCUCCGGGGUUCCUGUUUCCUGCGGUCGUUUCGUCUUUGCCGCUAAACGCGAGCAUUGGCGACAUCGCCUUGCGCCUGGUGAAGGAAAUUCUGCAGCCCGUGCUGUCGAGAGACAUCCCGGUCGAUCCGCCCUCGCCUUUCCACUUCACAGCCAACGGCAUGGCGAAGGCCCUCGAGCUGUCUCCUGUCUCCUUCCCGCCUGCGUACGCCGCGUCCCUGCGCUCGGCGUACGCCCAAAUGGGGACCGCGGGCUCCUGCUUCUACUGCGUCUCUGCGCCCUGUGUAUGUGGGGCCUUCGCCCCACCACUCCACCCCACACGCGCGCCGGCGCGGCCUGUCCCGGAGAGCAAGAAGCGGGGCAGAGACAGCGACAAGGCCUCAGCGGUGUCCAAGAUGGGGGAGACCCCCGACGCUCGUGGCUGCCACACAGGCGGCGCGAAGGACGCGAGCGCGCGGGCCUUCUCGACCAACUCGCCGGCGUUUCAGGACAACCUGCGGCAAAUGUGCCUGUUCUAUCCGUACUCGAGUGUGCCUCCGCCGAAACUCAUCGACACUCGCUACCUGUGUCUCUUCCUCUCUGCGUCAGCGGACUUGCCCUUGGGCGGCUUUGCGGCGGGCCGGGGCCUCAGUCCCUUUUUCGGACCCGACGCCGGCGACGGGGCGAAUCCUGGGCGCGGAGGCGCCCCCAUCAGCCACCGCAAUGGGGAGCAAGACCGCGAGAAACUGCGAGACAGCGGAGACGACUUUUUCCCGGGAUUCGGAGACCCCAAAGAUCGGACGGAAAUGACGGGUGUGGAAAUCGAGAAAGGCUUCCCAGAUCACGCGCGCAUCGGAUGGGAGCUCGUCGAGGAAGUAGCUGCAAGUCUAGAAGCCAUCUUCAACACAAUUCAAAUGGACACCGUCGAGGACCGGAGAGACGCCCUCACCGUCCCAGAUGAAUUCUACGCCCAAAACUACUGGGAGUGGAGACAGUUUUUGCUGGACAAAGCCCCGACGGGCGCGUCGGUGUCGCGAACGUUCGGACGGAGUCUCCUGCGGUCGCUGUUGCUCGCCUCGCCUGGGACAAUUGCGAAGGAUCUGCAACGGACGCCGAUAAGCUUCGCUGCAGUCGCGAUUGUGAAGAACAUCUUCUCGCGGCAGCUUCCAAAGAUGCCCAGGGAGUAUAUUGUUCGUCUCGUCUUUGAUCGGAACCACUACACGUUCUGUCUGAACAAGGAAGACACCAUUAUCGGAGGCUGCUGCUUUCGGCCGUAUUUCCAGCAGAAAUUUGCAGAGAUCGCCUUCCUCGCCGUAACCUCCACAGAGCAGGUGAAGGGGUACGGGACGCGGUUGAUGAACCACCUGAAAGAGCACGUGAAGAAAUCGGGAAUCGAGUAUUUCUUGACCUACGCAGACAACUUUGCGGUCGGCUACUUUCGGAAGCAAGGCUUCACGCAGAAGAUCUCGAUGCCUCGCGAGCGAUGGUAUGGCUACAUCAAGGACUACGAAGGAGGGACACUCAUGGAGUGCUACAUCAAUCCGCGGAUUAACUACCUCCGGCUGUCCGAAAUGCUGCACGACCAGCAGCAAGUUAUCAAACGCGCCACCGUCUCUCUCAAACCUCUCGCGGUCUACCCCGGCCUCGACUUCUGGAAGAAGAAUCCCGGUCAGACGCUGUCGCCGUCGCAGAUUCCAGGCCUUUUGCAGUGCGGCUGGUGCCCAGGCGAGGGUGCGCCGCGUGCGGGCGUGGACGGAAAGGGGACUCCUGACGCCGACCGGGCCUUGGGCGCCACCGGCGGGGCUGACGGGGCCGGCGGCGCGGGUUUCGGCGGCCAGGGCUACAUGCGCCCGCUGCACGACCAAAUCAUGGACAUCCUGGAUGCGCUCGGGAAACACCACUCCGCGUGGCCGUUCCUCAAACCUGUCAGCCGUGAAGAGGCGCCGGACUACUACGAUGUGAUCCUGCAGCCGACAGACAUCUCCACGAUGAAGAAAAAAUGCAAAAAGAAGCAUUACACGACUGCGCAGAUGUUCGCGGACGAAGUUCAGCUGAUGUUUAAGAAUUGCCGGCAGUACAAUCACCAACAAACGAUUUAUUACAAAUACGCGAACGAGUUGGACAAGUUCGUGACUCCGAAGAUUCAGGCUUUAAAGCAGGCCUUUCAGCAACAGCAGAAGCAGCUGGCUGCGUCUGAGGCCAACCGGAGCGCGAAAAACGUCGGAACCCAGCCGAUCACGACUCACGGCAACCACGGUCCAGGAGAUGAGGGGAGCGUGGCGGCCAAACAUGCGUUUUUUUAA
Molecule: messenger RNA, 3003 nt
Organism: Neospora caninum
Lineage: Eukaryota; Apicomplexa; Conoidasida; Eucoccidiorida; Sarcocystidae
Product: Bromodomain containing protein, related
Exons: 8
Coding region: 1-3003 (1000 amino acids)
Biological process (GO): positive regulation of transcription by RNA polymerase II; chromatin remodeling
Cellular component (GO): histone acetyltransferase complex
Molecular function (GO): protein binding; histone H3 acetyltransferase activity
Source: RefSeq, a predicted model, not a curated record